Molecule: messenger RNA, 2112 nt
Organism: Theobroma cacao (cacao)
Lineage: Eukaryota; Viridiplantae; Streptophyta; Magnoliopsida; Malvales; Malvaceae
Gene: BRX
Product: DZC (Disease resistance/zinc finger/chromosome condensation-like region) domain containing protein
Source: RefSeq, a predicted model, not a curated record
AAGUACUUUUUUUUUCUUUGUUGGGGUUGGGGUCUUCUCUGAUCCCGAGCUCUUUUUCUUUUUCUUCUCUUUCCUUUUUGUCUUUCUCAAAGGACUCCAUUCAUAAGAGGGGUGACGCUGAUGCAACAUUCACACUCCUUGGACGUUUUCUUUUUUGGAUUUCUUUCAAUUUUGUUUUUCUUUGGUGCCAAACAUGCUGGAAUUGGCUCCACUUGGUUUAUCUGAAAGGGGAUGUCUCUAUUAUUUUAUUGCAACAAAAUCUCCUAAGAACAGAGACCCCCCCCUCCCCAUCCAAGGAUGUCUGCCCUGCACCACUGAAUGAAAGAAUGUUCCAUUGUCUGUUUCAAUUGACCAUCAUUACCCUCAUAGAAAAUGCACUUCUCAUGGGUCUCAUUGUAAGUUCAAAACCCAAAAGUUAAAAAAAUAGAAUCCUACUACUGGUAAUCAAGUUGUUGCAAUUUGGAUUUGUUGAAUGAAAUCAGUAGUUUUGUUUGAAUCUUUGUUUAUGUGCUGCAGGGAUAAGACAGUAGCAAAAAGGAAAAACAAAAGCAAAGAGAGAACAACAAAAGAAAAUGUUUACGUGCAUAGCGUGCACCAAGCAAAUGGCGGAUGGAGGGGAAGAAGUAGAAGGAGCGCGUGGAAGUGGCACGCCUAGUACAAAAGAAGCCGUCAAAAGCCUGACGGCGCAGAUCAAGGAUAUGGCAUUGAAAUUUUCUGGCGCUUAUAAGCAAUGCAAGCCAUGCACGGGCUCCAGCAGCUACAAGAAAGGACAUCGACCUUAUCCAGAUUUUGAUGCUGCUUCAGAAGGGGUUCCAUACCCGUACAUGGGCGGAAGCUCUAGCUCAACACCUGCAUGGGACUUCACGAGUGCCAGUCAUCAUCCAGGAAGAUCAGACUCAAGAUUUACGGGGGUAUUCAGUGGUGACAGAACCCCUGGUGGAAUGGACUCUAUGUUUGCCCAGGAUCUGGUGCUAGAAGAUGAGGAUGAGCCCAAGGAAUGGAUGGCACAAGUGGAACCUGGGGUUCAUAUCACAUUCGUGUCUCUGCCUAAUGGAGGAAAUGAUCUCAAACGAAUUCGCUUCAGCCGGGAGAUGUUCAACAAGUGGCAAGCACAGCGAUGGUGGGGUGAGAAUUAUGAUAGGAUCAUGGAGCUCUACAACGUGCAGAGAUUUAAUCGUCAGGCAUUACAUACUCCCCCAAGGUCUGAGGAUGAGAUGCAGAGAGAUUCUUCUUACUCAAGGAUGGGAUCAGCAAUGGAAAGUCCCAUGCCUCAUUGGACACCAAGAUACAACUAUAAACCCUCUGGAAGUAAAGGCUACUUCCCAUCAGAGAAUAUGGACCAAGGUGGGACCCAACAUUACAGUGCUGGGCCAAGUGCUUACGGUGCAGGUGGCCCGAGAGGUGAGGCAUCUUUUGAUGCUUCACGGACGACAACCUCAUCUAGAGAUGAGCCUUCUGUUUCUGUCAGCAAUGCCAGUGAAAUGGAGGCGGAAUGGGUUGAACAAGAUGAGCCCGGGGUAUACAUUACCAUCAGACAGUUGGCUGAUGGCACCAGGGAGCUCCGGCGUGUCAGAUUCAGCCGCGAGAGAUUUGGGGAAGUAAAUGCAAAGCAGUGGUGGGAAGAGAACAGAGAAAGGAUACAAACACAAUACCUUUAAAUUAUAACAAUUUUACACAAAAGAUAUGGUAAUGGUAGCAGGCGGUGGAUAUAAAUGUAUUAAGGGUGCACGGCAGUCGGAUGCUCCAAAGGAAUGGAAAAGACCCCCUUCAAUUUUGUUUCUCACAUGUUACAGGUAAAAUGGGCUUUGUCACCUCUUAGUGAUGAUGAACCAGUGCGCUAACAAACGUCGUUUUCACUAAACAAACUAAUCAUAAUGCCAUUCCUUUCCUGGUGACAAUCCAAUGGAGGUUUUGUUUCCCGGCCGGGAGUCCCAAGCAGAGCCCCUUGUGUUUUUUGUCUGCCAAUUUUCAGGGGCUCUGUAAGAUACUAUUGGAGUUUUUAUUGGGCCAGCGAAUUACGUUAUCUGCGGUUGUUUUUGCUUUUCUUUUUUUUUUUUUUGUAAUACAAACUUGAUAUGAUAGUUGAAGAAAUGAAAUUGAAUCAUUUGUGGU